ACUGGGGAUAAUGAAGGAUGAUGAGAGCGAAUCCCCUCACAUGACAGCGAUUAUAAACUGGGGGUUUGGUGGGCGUGGGAGAGAAAAAGAGAGAGGAGAGAGAAUAACGGAGCAGAACACAUGAGGAAACUUCUUAAUUCGGCGCGCAGAAGCGCAAAUGUGGACGUAUUAUCUUGCCGACAUUUACCAGGUGAUUAUUUGACGCUUGUGAUCUACCGCGCGUCAAAGGUGAGAUGGCAAGCAGGUUGGGGCUCCCCCACGGCAGUUCCCUGCACAGAUGCAUGCUGGUCCUGACCUUCCUGCUCCUGCUGUGUGAGAUUGUUGUCAGCCGCCUCUGUAACUCCCUAAUCACCAUGGUGGACGUCUUCCACACCCUCUUCAUCCUCAUGCACAUGGCUCUUCCUCUUGCUCAACCCACCCUGGGCAGAAGCCCCCAAAAACCGCCACCUGGCUCCCCUCUCUCCACCUCCAUCACCUCCAUCACCUCCAUCCCCACUCAGUCACCUGUCAAACCUCCCCCAUAUGCCCUAACCACCUCCUGUGUCUCCCCCAUCCCCUCCAGCUCAACUCCCUGUCCCUCUCCUCCCCUCUCAACCCCUGUCCUCACCACCACUUCCCAGUUUCCCUCCAAACCUCUCACCCCUACAACCACCCAUUGUUUCUCCCCUGACCACUCUGAGUCCAACCAGCUAACCUCUUAUCCCCAUCCCACCCUGUCUGUUCCAGCCAACCCUUUUCCCCGACGCCUCCCCCCUGAGGCCUCCCUGUGUGGCCUGUCCUACAGCGAAGCGAGGGUCCAGCCCCUGGGGGCUCUGAUCUCAGCUCUCCUGCUGGCUGCCCUGUGUGUCUCUGUCUCUCUGGAUAUCCUCAGCCACACCCUGCAGCCCCACCCUAUACUGCGCCCUCUUUUGGCCACGGUGAUGGGGGCUGUUAGCUUGCUCUACAACCUCCUGGUGCUGGGGCUCAGCUGGGGCAGCUGGCUAGGGACCAAGACUAGAGCUGCCUGGGAGGGGGAGGAGAUCUCUGUCCUUGGUGUGAAUGGAAAAGCAAUGAGCAUCUGUUUGUUUUUCAUUCCCUCUCUCCAACACACUACAGUCAAGGCCAAGGUCCAGACCAAAUACAGCACUGGAGUGGGGGGAGAGAAUGACCUCAGUAACCUCCCUACAUCUCUGGAUGGUGCCUUCCAAGAUAGAACACUUGUACUCUGUAACCCUGGGACCUCCAGUGUCCUGAACCCUGACAGUGACUCUCAGCACCCACCCCAGACAUCCCCACUCCAUACCGUGGCCCCUCGGGGGCCCCUUUCAGACCACUGUCAUGGAGCACACACACUCUCUGCAGACUCACACACACUCCCUGCAGACUGCAGAACUUCAGAGACACCAAACAACUUCCCACAUCCAGAGGCCAGUGGCUGUUAUCCAAACUACCCCAACUCUGAGGUGUCUAAGUGCGUGGGACACAGAGAUAAUCAGACAGACCCCACCACAGCCUCAGCCCUAAAGUCAGAAAGCCCCACAAGGCUCAGGGUCCAAAUUCCCGCCUUUCUCCCAUCCCUCAUCACCCUCACCCAGGCACUGCUGGGCUCCAUCCUGGCCCUCACCAACGGGCUUACCCUGCUACUCCUGGACCCAGACUGCCUGCAUGGCUCUGGGGCCUGUGGCCCCUUCAUCUACCUGGACCCUGGCUUCUCCAUGGUGGCUGUGGUGGUGCUGCUGGCCACCGCUCUGCCCCAGGUGUGCCGUUACGGUUGGCUGCUGCUCCAGGCCAGCCCAUCCCAGGUGUGUGUGUCUGAUCUGGGCCGGCGGAUCGCCAGUGUGCCAGGGGUGCAGGCAGUGCACGACCUCCAUGUGUGGCAGCUGACAGAGAGCUGCCUGGUGGCGUCUGUACACGUCCACUGCCACGCUGGGUUCCAGAUACACAGGUGUGGUGAUCUGUUGUCGGGGGUCACCAAGGUGCUACAGAGUGUAGGUGUGAGCUGUUGCACCGUACAACCAGAGUUCCUCCUCUCCACUCCCACAGCCAACGGCAACCUGGAUAACAACAACACCAACCCCAACAUCAUCCAUAGGGAGAUUCCCCCACUGCUCUCACACCUGGCCUGCAGCCUGGCCUGUGGGAAGGGCUGUGCUGGGAAGAUGUGCUGUGCUCCUCUGGAGGAAGGGUCUGCAGAGCCACUGGCACCCCCUGCAGGGGAAACUGAGGAGCCUCACGUGUUGAUCAUAGAGAACACCUUUCUUUGAGGGAAGGACCUUUGCCCUAGGAUGUAUCUCAGUAUUGAAGAGUGGGCUCCUUGCCUUCUUUCCUUCAUGUGAAUGUGAUGUGAGAUGUAGAGGACUGAAGGGGAGUAAACCACUUUGGGAAAUUAAGAUCCAGCCUGGGGAAUUAAUAUAAUAUAUUAUUAUUGUCAGAAUUUUCUGAAAGACUUCCUCCCCAUGUCAUUGAGGUAAUUUGAGAGUGCUAGAUAGCCUAAUGUAAGAAUUAGGCUCUCAGGUAAAGAGUAGAAAUCACAGUAGUCAUCAUGCUUGUGUGUGUGUUUUGGGAUAGGGUGGGAAAGUUAACAUCAUUCCUAUGGGUACUCAGGAAGUGCCUAUAUGUUUACUGUAUAUAAUGUAUAAUCUAUACAUGUACUACAUCAUUAUGCUAGUAUUGUAUUUCAUUGUAUUAACAUGGUGCCAUACCAAAGACACAGUAGGUUGUAAACCAAGUCACUGACCAAAUGAGGAAUUUUUUCAAUAAUGCCAUUUCAAACAUAUUUUCACUUCCAUUAUUGCACAUUGAUGACAUGUCUUAUCAUUCACAUUUUGUGUACAUUGAACGUUUAGGUGCUGUCAAACGAUCACAGUAAUUAAUCGAGUUAAUGGCAUUAGUUAAUCGUGAUUAAUCUCAAUUUUAGAAUGUGCUCAUAUUUGGCCCUAUAGAACAAUAGAUAUAUUUAAAAGCCAGCGCAUUGAGUUACAAGCAUUGAUUGUAAGGGACGGAAACACAACAUUAUCGCCAUCAGAAUUUUUUUAUAGUAUUUUCACCAUAAACAACAAAAGUCACGGAAACAUACAGCUAGCUAUUAAUGCUCCUAACGUUUAAGUAGGCCUUCGAGUAUGUUUAAGUACUCCCUCUUAUCAAUGUUAUUGAAGUUUAACAAUUGCACACACUCACAAACACACACUCACACACAGCUUUAAGUACUGUUCAUUUUUUUUAUCACUUUGGAAAUGUAAUGAGUACAUUGGUUUAAUCACCAAAACACAACAUCUUUUCAAUGUAGUCGUUUUAACUACGAGCUAAUCCAAUAGCAAACAAUGCAAGAUACAUGUUUCAAAUCGCCCUUAGAAGUGCUGAAAGUAAUAUGCUACAGUAGUGUAAAUUACAGUAGAUUACACCGUUUUCACAUAAGGCAAUACACUUACAUUACCCAACGAAAUUGACAGAAAAUCUAUCAUUUCCGUAAUAUAGUAUCUAUCCCAUGUGUAAUCAAAUGUGUGAUCACUGAAGACAUCCUCUACAAUCAUUAUUGCAAAAAAGAAAAUAUAUAUAUUAUACCAACAUAGGUGUACUAUCUGUAAUCAAAUGUAAGAAAUUAAAUGAAACAAAUUAAAUGAAUGAAAAUGAAACAUAACGUUUAGCACACAUUCAUUUGCAUCAAGCCUGUCUUGAGCAUUUAGCCAUAAAUUAUCAUCCACAUCACAGUGAAUGUCCUCAUUCUUCAUGCACCGUGGGAAAAACCUUUUGGCAUGGCGAAUCCAAGCUUGACAUUGGUCUGUAUUGAUGUCGCAUGCCUCAUCCAUGGCUAAUACUACCAUAGGGUGUUACCAUUAGUCCAUCAGUUGCAAACGAGAGUUUCUAUUGGACAAAUUCAGGUAUGUUUAACCUCGUUUUGUUUGCUUCCAUUCAAGAAAUGUAUUUAAAAAAGAAUCGGCAGAAUUAAUACACCCCUGAUCAUGAGUAAACACAGUUCACUUUCAUAGCAGCCACGUUGUAUUCCUUCUCGCAUCUAUGCGCUCUCCUCUUCUCACCUUUUUCCUUUGCUUGUGGACUUCAAUGUACAACACAUCAGCUAUAUGUGACCAGGCGAAAAAACCUUUCCAAGCCAAACAAUAUCAUAACCACUAUACACAGGCUACAUUGUUGUCACCAUAUUUGCUAAAGUAACAUCAUUGUUAACAUAGCUAAUAGAACUAACACGUUAGUAAACCCGCUACAAUCAUGCAGUAACAUUAUAGUGUACAGUCAGUAUGCAGUUUAGCACUUACACAGGCAGGCCCCGGGGGCAAUAAAUUUGUCAAACCAAAAGCUUACCUUGAGUUGGAAGAGCUAGCUAACAUAGCAUCCUUCUGUUUGAGCAAGGUGUUUGAGUAGGCUAAACUAGCUAGCUGCAUUUGCUAGCUGAGUACUGUAAGUGAGACUGAAAGUCAAACAUAUUGUG
Messenger RNA from Salmo salar (Atlantic salmon), 4423 nucleotides. The record is from RefSeq and is a predicted model, not a curated record. NCBI's taxonomy places the organism in Eukaryota, Metazoa, Chordata, Actinopteri, Salmoniformes, Salmonidae.